GUUUUUAUCAAGUCAUGCCCUUCUGAAUUACAAGUGUUGGUUUUAGAUGACCGGAUUAAACUCCAGUGGACAUGUAAGCUAAGGAAAUGGGACCGCUGCAUCAGUGAAGACAAGCUCAUCUACUUAACUUUUAGUUUUCGAUAUUCAUUUGAUAUAGUGCUCCACCAGCUCAUUGGUUCCAUAUUUUAAUAGAAUAUAAUUCGAAAAUAAGCGUGGAUUUAGGUAAAUUGCGACGACAUAUCCCUAACCAAUUACUGAAUUAAGAAAAAGGUUAUGUGGAAAAUAGUUUUGCUUGACCUUGUUGAUCUCUACGCGCUACUUUAUUAUCGUAGCCAGGCCACACACAUUAAAGUGAAAAUCGACUACGCACUCUGCGGAACUUAAUCAAUAAAGUGCUCGAUGCCUGAAUCAACUGUAAUUGUUGUUAAACACUGAUCAAACCAAGUGUUUCUAUGUAUGGCAGAUUCUAUGUUGGGCCCUUUUUCAUGUUUCCCUGUGAUGUUGAUGUGACUCGCACUAAAUCUAAACAGCAGAAAAGAAGGCGUCAUGGUACGAUGAUGGCGUCAAAGGAUGCAAUGAUCGUAAAAAUAAAUUGUCCAUGUAAUUAUGGUUGGACUAUUAAGAGCCAUGCGUUGUUUGAGUACCAAGCAAUAUUGCGAGGUGGACUAUGCUAUAGGACAACUUGCGUAUUGCCAGUCCUUACCCAUUACUAGAUCGCAUUUCCAUUUCUGAGCAGUGAACUGAUGUGAGCAAUAAUCAAUUCUAUGGAAACGGUGAAGAAUUUGUUCUUUGGUGAAAUGUUAGAGAGUAAAUGAACACGUUUGGAAUUUCUGAGUUCGCCGGAAAACUGGGCGACAUGGUCAAGACGACCUUGACAGGCGAGGGCACCAGCAGAGCAUCUGAUUCCCCACCUCCGCCGGCAACACAAACAAAUCUAACAGGAUGUAGCCCACAAAGCAUGUUUUCUAUAAACGAGGAGCAUUUUGCGGGUUUGGAAGGAAUCUUUUCUUCGAUCAAUACCGAGUCCGAACUUGAGCUAGCAAUUGAAAAAUGUAAGCAGAUGAUCUUGGACUCAGAGGAGCAUUCCGACAAAAGGUACAAUCUCAUCGGUAAACUGAUUGACUUGCGCUGGAAGCUACAGGAAAUGCGGCAUGGGCCGCAGACUCCAUCAUUGGAAGAAUCGUUUACGAUAAUGGGACACGUAUUUGUUUCGUGCAGCCUAGAAGACAGUGAUUCGUUUUGUGAAAAGUGUUGUACACGCAUAUGGGACUUUGUAAAUAUCGGAAUCAAUCAGUACUACACAUGUGACAAAUGCCGCUACAAAUGUCACCAAAGAUGCCUCAACUCAAUUACUAGAAGCUGCGCUUAUUUGAAGGAGCACAAAUACGAACUGCAACUAUGUCCCGAAAUGGGUUUGUCCGUACAGCAAUUUAAAUGCCAAGAGUGUCGGUCAUCGCUAAUGCCCCCAGGUCCAUUGCGACUUUUACCACAAAUGGAGGCCGCCCGCAGGCUAUGCGAUUCUUGCGGCCGCUGGUUCUGUAAUCGGUGUCACUGGAACACUGAAGUGGUCAUUCCGGCCAGAGUUGUGCACAACUGGGAUUUCGAACCCAGGAAAGUUUGCCGGGGUUGCGUUCAAUUUCUUCGGCUUAUGGUGAAACGAUCUGUCCUCGAUAUCGAGAAGCUCAAUCCGUACCUAUUUAGCCACAUUGAAGAAUUGUCUGCUGUUAAGACGCUUCGAGAGGACUUGCAAAAGAUGAAGAAAUACCUAACCUCGUGUCACAUAGCCCAAUCGAAAAAACUACUCUGGCUGCUAUGGAAGCGUCAACAUUUUGUGGAGAACACUAACAUGUACUCGAUGCAGGAUCUGAUUGAUCUUGAGCAAGGCACUCUGCUCAAGUUUUUACACCAGGUGAUAAAUGCGUUUGAAGCGCACAUCACUAAAGAAUGCGAGGGUUGCCGAAAGAAGGGUUUCAUAUGCGAGCUUUGCUCUUCGACCGAAAUACUUUUCCCAAUACAUCGCGAUAGUACAACUCGUUGUCCGAAAUGUCUUUCCGUAUUUCAUCACGACUGCUUUCGAAAAUUUGAAGGGUUCUGUCCAAAAUGUGAUAGAAUGACCCGGAGAGGCUCUUAAGAGGGCCUUGAGCCCUCAACUUUACCUGCUAAACUAAUCGACCCAGAUGUCUUUUGAUCAAUACUAUGUACAACUUCUGUGCAGUUAUAUUUCACAACAACUAUAAUAUAGUUACUUUUUCUCACCAUGUUAACUCACACACUUGAUUGCCGAUUGUACAGAGCAGAGUUUAGCUGUAGCGACAAAAUUAAGGCGGCCAAAAAGUAAAGAAUGAGGGUUGCCUGAUUCUGGCAUUCAUUUGUUACAAAGUAUUGAUAAAUCGUUAGUUUUUUAUGUAUAGGAUAUUGUGUUUCUAGAAGAGCACUUGUAAUAUGCUUAUGUGAUAAAUUCGUUAUAAUAGGCAUAAUUGCAAUGUUUCUUUUUGGCUGUAUACAGCAGUGACAUCCUUUCAGGGUGUAACAAAAAAUGGCUUCAAAUUAAUCGUCCUGAUUUUUCCUGCUUCUCUACAAACAAACGCUAGCCAAAAGCUUGAAUUAGUUGUAUUUACGUCCUUUUAACUUAUGUUUCAGUCGACUCUGAAUGAACUAGAUUAUGUGGAAUGUACAGUUGUAAAUUGAAGGCUCUUUGUCGACUGAUCAACUUCAACGCUUUGGGUAUACCAAUGCAAACCGAAGAUCAUAACGAAAAUGACUACAUUUCAUUUAAUAAACCAUAUUCUCUCUCUA
This is a messenger RNA of Varroa destructor (honeybee mite), 2796 nucleotides long. Its product is annotated as differentially expressed in FDCP 8 homolog. Lineage: Eukaryota; Metazoa; Arthropoda; Arachnida; Mesostigmata; Varroidae. The record is from RefSeq and is a predicted model, not a curated record.